GUCAAAAUUUCAGGUAUGAAGGAAAUAGUACAAGCGAUCAUUUUUCGGUUACAGCAAGUGCUGUGGACUAUAGUGACCGUUAUAAGUCUUAUAAAGGAUCGCAUAACUUAUGGUAGCGAUGGUAUUGAAGUCAAGAAUCAUCCGAAACCAAAAUGUCUUGAAGGCUGGGAUGAGCGAUAUAUCCAGACAAAGACAGUCCGUCUUCACUAUGUGCAAACGGGUGGUGACGAUAAACCAUUGCUGCUGAUGUUACAUGGAUUUCCCGAAUUUUGGUACUCAUGGAGAUAUCAACUGAAGCAUUUUGCUGACAAAUAUCGAUGCGUAGCGCUAGAUCAGCGUGGGUACAAUCUCUCUGACAAACCAAUCCAUACCGAAGAUUACCACAUAGAUUACCUUGUCGAUGAUAUUCGAGAAGUUGUGGAAAGGCUAGGUUACAAGAAACUCUUCCUAAUGGGACAUGAUUGGGGAGCAAUAGUUGCAUGGCAGUUUGCAUUGGUCUACCCUGAGCUUGUUGAGAAGCUUGUCAUUCUCAAUGUUCCUCAUCCACUAGCCUUCCCAGCGACUAAUUUCGAGCAAUUGCGGAAAAGUUGGUACGUCUUCUUUUUCCAAACACCCAUGCUGCCGGAGAUGGCUGUACGAAGUCGUGAUCUCCAUAUGUUCGAUUUAUGUUUCCGUGGUAGACAUGCAGGGAUUCGAAAUAGGGAAAAUUUCACCGAUGAAGAUUUGGAAGCUUUCAAGCAUGUGUUUAGUCAGAAAGACGCCCUUACCGGUCCAAUAAAUUACUAUCGUAAUAUUACGAAACGUGUGCUACAACCAGGACAGAAGAUCUGCAAGCCACCAACGCUCAUCCUUUGGGGUGGCCAGGAUGAAUUCCUAGUGAAAGAAGGCGCAACAAACAGCUUGAAGUUCUGCGAAAAUGUUGAAUUAAAAUUCCUCGAAGGCGCUUCGCAUUGGGUCAUGCAAGAUGAGCCACAAAAAGUCAAUCAAUACGUGGAAGAGUUUCUCAGUGAGACCGAUAAGGAGACAAUUAGCAGCGAUCCGUCAUCAUCGAAGAUCUAAGAGCUUGCUUGGAUUGUUUUUAUUUUAAUAAGAAUUUAAUAAUAAACUGAUUU
Messenger RNA from Cylicocyclus nassatus, 1112 nucleotides. The record is from the annotation of a GenBank genome assembly. NCBI's taxonomy places the organism in Eukaryota, Metazoa, Nematoda, Chromadorea, Rhabditida, Strongylidae.